Paramecium octaurelia is the source of this 705-nucleotide messenger RNA. Lineage: Eukaryota; Ciliophora; Oligohymenophorea; Peniculida; Parameciidae. The record is from the annotation of a GenBank genome assembly.
AUGAAAACGCCCUCCUAAGAUAAAUUAGUUUAUUAUAUGUCAAAGAAACCUCUAUUAAAUACACAGUCUCUAUGUACAAAUUUUGACUUCUUUUCUAUUAAGACAGUUUGCUUCUAAAAUUCUAAAAUGAAGAUAGGAGUUCUAACUAGUCAGGUCCUUAGAAAUUCUUAUCUCAAAGUAAUUCUAAUAAGUUUAAACAAAAGAAUUCAAGGUAAGCUUCUCUAUAGAAUUUCAGAAAUACUCUCAUAAUUCAAUUUAGCAUUAACUUUAACAAUCCAUGAAGUAUCAAUACUUAAUAACUAAAUUCUCUUCAUUUGUUUAUUCAGUAUUCUCAAUCCUGUAAUCAUCCUUAGAAUGAGAUUUUUUUUAAGAAAAUCAAAGCAAAUAUAGAUUCAAAAAGAUAGCUGCCUUUAUUAGCUAGUUUCUUCUUAUCUUUGUUUUGAUAACACCUAAACUCAUCACAUAUUUUUUUAAUUUUAUGAAGUAUGUAAUUAUCUAUUUUAGAAUAAAAUGCAGUCAAAAUUAAAAAAAAUUGUAAUAGUCUUUGAUACAAAAUCAAAUGAGUAGUGUUAGAGUCAUUUUUAUUUAGGAAGGAUAAUAGUUUAUAGAUUAAUAGCCAGAUGUAUAAUAAAAUAUGGAACUCAAUCCUAUGUUUUAUUUAUUGCACUUUCUUUCAGUGCAUAGUGGUUUAGAAAAAAUAGUUGA